Molecule: messenger RNA, 811 nt
Organism: Penicillium pulvis
Lineage: Eukaryota; Fungi; Ascomycota; Eurotiomycetes; Eurotiales; Aspergillaceae
Product: SDR family oxidoreductase
Exons: 2
Coding region: 1-807 (268 amino acids)
Molecular function (GO): oxidoreductase activity, acting on the CH-OH group of donors, NAD or NADP as acceptor
Source: RefSeq, a predicted model, not a curated record
AUGGUCUCAUACGCGAUCACGGGAGCCUCCAAGGGGAUUGGCCUCGAAUAUGUGCGCCAACUCGCCGCCAACAAAGACAACACGGUCCUAGCUAUUGUGCGAAAUCCGGAAUCGCAUGGCAUUUCCGAGCUUGCCACCAAUCACCCCAAUGUGCAUGCUAUCAAGGGAGAUGUGACAGACCCAAAGUCUAUCCUCGAUGCAGCCCAGGCCGCAGCUGCCAUUACGGGUGGGAAGCUAGAUGUGUUUAUCCACAACUCAAACGCCGUUGAUACAGCCUCCAUGGGCCUUACCCCGUCGCAGAUUCCCUUUGAUCGUGAAGCCACUCAAAAGAUCUUCGAGCCGUCGCUUAGUACAGGGGUUUAUGGUGCUAUGUGGGCGACCAAUGCCUUCCUUCCCUUGAUUGAGAAGGGCAUCCAAAAGAAGAUUGUGCAUAUCUCCAGCGCCAUGGCGGACACUAAUCUCAUCAGCAAAUCUGGUGUUAGCUACGCUGUGGCGUACGCCGUCUCAAAGGCCGGAAUGAAUGUUCAAGUUGCCAAGUACGCCGCGGAGCUUGCACCUAAAGGAAUUAAGGUGCUUGCUUUGAGCCCUGGAUGGGUUGAUACAUGGGAUAGCGGGGAGAAACCCGCCGCGGUAGUUCAAGCGAAUGAACUUAUGCUGUCGCAAUUCCAGGCAGUGCAGCCAGGACUCAAGGGGCAAAUCCAGCCUGAGGAAAGUGUUAGGAAGGGCAUUCAGGUGAUUGAGAAUCUGGAUACUGAGUCCAGCGGCUUGCUCUUGAGCCAAAACGGGAACCAGACGAACUGGUUCUGAGCGC